Ostertagia ostertagi is the source of this 10248-nucleotide messenger RNA. Lineage: Eukaryota; Metazoa; Nematoda; Chromadorea; Rhabditida; Trichostrongylidae. The record is from the annotation of a GenBank genome assembly.
CCACAAACCCAUCCCUGUACACGCUGCGACGCGUGGAAUGUUCCUGCAAGUCUAACACUUCUACUACUACUAUUCUUCGUCUCAACUGUACUCACAAUGUACAAAGUACUACGGUCAUAUUCGAAGAAGGCCGAGCGUAAGCAAGAAGUCUCUCGAGCCGCUGACAGGAAUGGCCAUGUGUCCAGCGGUAACUAUUACGACGAAGGAGGACAUCAUUUCAAAGGCCAAAAUGGGCACGCUGCCAACGGACAACUACUUGCUGUAGAUAAUCGACAUCUAAGCAAUGCGUACGCUGGACAAGCUUUUUCCGAGAGCAGCUCGUACGAGACACGAGAGCAUUUUGAACGGAAGGUGCAACGUGUGAAGAAGACACGUGGAGAGCGUGAACGUUCACGAAGCUCUCGCAGAGGCGAAGAGGUUUCCGAGGCUCUGCAUGCUAGCGAUGCUUCAUCAGCUCGUGACGCUCUGCUGCAAUGGGCCCGAAAGGUCACCAGCGGUUACCCUCGUGUGAAUGUGACCAACUUUUCGUCGUCCUGGAAGGAUGGUCUUGCGUUCAAUGCCAUUCUACAUCGAUACAGACCGAAUCUCAUCGAUUGGAACAAGGUUAGCGACAGUUCGGUGUCAAAUCGCGAGCGGUUGGAAAACGCCUUCGCAGCGGCAGAGAGGGAAUUCGGUGUCGAUCGUUUGCUUGAUGCACAAGACGUGGACACCGAUCACCCUGAUGAAAAGUCCAUCAUCACCUACGUUUCGUCAUUGUACAACGCCCUGCCACACCUUCCUGAACUAUCCAAGUUCAUCUCAAUGCAAGAACAGUACAUAGUGGAAGCACGUGCAUGGAUGGAAUUGGUGGAGAGAGCGACUCGGCUGAUAGAUGAUGAGACAGACAGAUUCGCAGUGUCGCCGACAGAAUCUCUCAUGAAAUUUGAGAAAUAUCGCGAUGAAUGUAUGGCGGAUCGUGCUAGGGAAUAUAAUCGUCUGAUGGAAGAGCAUGAAAUUCUUCGACGGCAUUUGUCGGGCACAGAUCACUUUUGUGUUCCACGAAAUCUCACAGGGCAUGCACUAACAGAAGCUUGGUCAAAUCUCACAUACCUGAAUGAUCACAAACUCACUUGCCUUCGACAAAAGAUCAUUCAGAGUAAUUUGGCUGACUUGAUUAGCAGAUUGUCUCGUGGAAUUGGAAUCACAAACGAGAAACUCGAUCUGAUUCUUACUCGAGUUGUAUGUAAUUCUUUACAGGCAGAAGUUUCUGCAGAGGACACUUAUGAAUAUUGCGAGCUUCUUCGCGUUUUGGAAUCCGAAUAUCAGCAGUUGAGAGAUUUGUCCGCGGGAAGGAUGCUCGAUUUGGUACGUUUAAGGAUUCUCUUGAUCGCCUUUGUGCGAGCUGCUCAAAUGGAGCUUGUCUGGGUAUCGGAACGUGAGGAGAUCGAGGUCACUCGCAACUGGUCAGACGUGAAGCAGCUGGACCUCCCGAUGCUGACCAACUAUUACAAACAGCUACUUCAUGAAAUGGAACUGCGCGAGAAGCAGUACAAUGAUGUGCACAAUCAAGGAGCAGCUUUGUUGAAUCAAGGCCAUCCUGCAGUACACGUUAUCGAAGUCUAUCUUCGGACUAUGCAGAAUCAGUGGGAUUGGUUGUUGGCGCUGAGCAAAUGCUUGGAAGAACAUCUUCGUGAUGCACUCAAUCUGAAAUCAUUCACUGAGAAGCGGCCGAUGCAGAGGCGUGGAUGGAAGAGCAAGCAGUACGACUGGAAAAUAACUACAACCGUACCGAUUUCGAUCUCGAAGAAAGGAGAACGUCUUCUGCGAGAGCUGGAUGAAAUGAAGGAGAUUCUCAACAAGUAUCAUUCGGUGCUGAUGGCACUGACGGAACGUUGCGCGACGAUUUCCCCGCUAUGGCAGAGAGGAGAGCGCAUCAGUCGCCCGAUAACUGUCACGGCGCUAUGUGAUUACUCGGACAAAACUGUUCACAUCAAAGCUGGUGCGUUCGUUCGGGGAUGGGAUCUCGACACUUUCAAUGCCAUAGAUCCUGAACAACGAGAUGCAAUUAUGCGUGCUCUGAAUGACGACGCGAACAAAUUGCUGGCUGAGAUGGAUCCGAACGAUCCGCUUGCCUUACGAUUGAAGGAGGAGCUCAGACGCACUAAUGAGCACUUUUGGGAUCUGUUGAAUGCGAGUCAGAAACCACCAGAGCCCGAUCACGCACAUCUUUUUGAUGGACAAAUCGGAGAACUCCUGCGAAAGUUGGAAGAUGCUUGGAGAAAACUUAAUGAUAACGCAGGAAAGCCUAUAUCGCGAUCCCCAGCAGAGCUUGAAACCGUCAUCAUGAACCACAAGUCUUUCGAAGAUGCCCUGCAGGUCUUGGAAUCCGUCCUGAAUGGCAUCCUUGAAGUGUCCGACAUUGUCAAGGCGCACGAGAUCACCCUGAAUUCCUUCGAUGACCUUCCCGCCGCCCUCGAUAAACUUCGUGGACACCAUUCACAACUGCUUGAAAUGAACAUGGUCCUUCAACAGCAACAGACCGUGAUUGAUUCUUUGAACAAAAACGUGGCUCUUCUACGGCAACACGUUGCACGCACACGAAUUGGUCAAAGCAGUCAUCCUGAUGUCGACAGACUUGAGGACGAAGUGCAACAGUUGAAUGUGCGAUGGGAAAACGUCUGCACUCAGGUGGCAGAGCGUCUGAAGGCUGCGGAACGAGCCCUGCAGACGCAGAUGGUCUACAGGAGUGAAUACGAAAACGAGAUGGCAUGGCUAGAUCGUGUCGAAGAAACGAUCAACAAGUUACGGAAACCAGAGGAGCUGCGUCCAGAGCAGUACCAGCAGCAGCUAGACCUACUGGUCGCCGAGUAUGCCCAGUUGCAAGAACGAACUGAAGCUAUCGAGAACGUGAAUAGAGAAGGUGGCAAAUUCAUACGCGAAGCGAAGGGCUACGAUAGCCGUAUGGGACAAUUCCAUGACAGUAUUGUUGGAAUUCACGGUCCGGCUGUCAAGCAGGAAUUCCGUCGAACAAAGCCUCAACCAAAGAAUGGUGCCCAGAUUGUUACCGAAGAAUUGGAAGCACUGAACAGACGAUUUGCUCAAUUGAGCAGUCUCAUUCUUGAACGCCGUAACACGAUGCAGGUGUUGAUCCAGAACUGGAAACGCCAGAAACAGGAGGAGGACAGGCGUAGACGCCAACGUGAAAAAGACGAUGAAGAUCGACGCCGUCGAGAGGAAGAGGAACGACGAAGGCGCGAAGAGGAAGAGAAGCGACGUAAACAGAUGCCUCCUCUCAACAUUGUGCAAGGUAGCCAGAUCCAUGAAGUGGUCGGCCAAGAGAAUCCAGACGAGUUUGAAGUGAUUGGAGAUCUGCCGGGAGUGGCGAAAAUCACAGAACAUGAGGAUGAGAUGCAAAUGUAUCAAGAGGAAACGGUAACAAAAACUCAAUUCUACGAAAUGGAGGGAACGUUGCACAAGCAGACCGGUGAGAUCCUCACUUUCGUCGAAGCCGUUAGGCAAGGACUUCUUGAUCUUAGCGCUGGCGGAGGACAAUUCUUCGACAUCCAUUCUGGUCGUAUUAGCCUUGAAAAAGCUGUAGAAUUGGGUUACAUUGACGGCGCAUUCAACGACGUGCUUAAUACUCGAUACGGUCUGUACGACCCUCAAACUAGACAUCUGUACGACAUUCACACUGGCGAAAUGCUUGAGUUGUACGACUGGGUAGCUCAUAAGAUUGUCACGAUGGAUACCCAGAGAAGGCUUGUGAAAAUGGGAAUCCUCAAGCUUCCUCCGAUGGCUCUGCACAGUGCCAUCGAUCAGGGUGUUCUCAACACUGUUUCUGGCCACUUCGUCGGAAAAUACUCUCACGAAUCCAUGCCCAUCAGAGAUGCUCUAUAUCACGGUUAUCUACAGCUGGUGUCAGCUCAACAGAUCCCAAUGAUUGCCAUCACUCUGAGUGAUGCUAUCAAGCAGGGUUUCAUCAACGCCAAUAACGGCGAGUUUGUUGACAAGAACACCAAAGACACAUUCACAUUGAGAGAAGCUUGCUCGAAGCAAUUCGGCCUUCUCAAUCUCUAUGUGCCCGAAAUUGUGAAUACCGCUGAAAAUACUCGUUUGAAUCUCAAGGAUGCCAUGCUUCGCAAUGCCAUCAAUACUCGCAACGGGAACUUCACUGAUUUGCAGAACGCGACGUACGUUGUCUCUCCGAGAGGCGUACCAGGAGGAUCUGAUCUCGAAGCCGUAUUCACUUACGGAAAUCACAGACAUACUAUCCUUGAAGCCAUUGCUGCUGGCCUUCUAGACGCCGAAGUGCGUCACAUUGUUGAUCCUGACGAGAAGGAUGUGAUUUCCAUAGCAGAAGCAAUGGAGAGAGGAAUACUGAGCGCCGAUGGAAAAAUUAUUCUCGAAAAACAACAAAAAGAGUUCACAAUUCCCGAAGCCAACACACGCACUGGUCAGACGAUGAGCUUUAACGAGGCUUGUGAGGCAGGUGCCAUCAUACCCAAUGCUGAGCGUGUCGUCGACCUUGCAACUCAGGACAGCUACCUUAUAUCUGACCAAAAAGCAACAUCGAUAAUUGAUCAGACCCUGCAUGAGCUUCUCGUAAAGCCACUUGGAAUCCGAGGUGAUCGUGGUGAUUACGACUUGAAUCUUGUACGAGCUGUAUCGAAAGGAAUUGUUGACCAUACAAAGGCUGUCUUCUUCAACAAGAGCACAAAGCACGAAAUGACUCCUCGUGAGGCAUAUGACGCUGGUCUCAUCAGCCUACGAGGAGCUAUCCAGGCUGCAGCCCUCUUUGAUGUCUCCCCAUCACUUAUUGCUCCAGUGAAGAAAGUCGAACACAAAAAGCGGGUGAGUCGCCCUGGACAGCCCGGCCUCAUUGAUCCAUCGAGCGAAUGGAUUGUCCCGUCCAAAAGUAACGGCGUUGGUCCCACCAUCGAGGAAAAAACUACCGAAAGUGUCACCGAGACUGGACAGCAAUUGGCACCCAAGUUUUAUCCCGACAAGAAUAUUGAAGAGUCGGUGACUACUGUCAAGCGUGUCCGUACCACGGAAACUACUGCACUCGGAGGACCUGGCGGAGUGUCGGUGUACAGAGCUAUUACUGGCGGCAAAGGUGCAAUGGAAGUACCCGGAAACGGAUACCACAUCUACGAAGCGGAGCGCAAAGGAAUCAUAGAUCUCACUACGGGUAACAUUUCUUCGCCCAAUGUGGAUCGUGCUAUUUCUUUUGCUGAUGGCAUCGAAUUGGGCAUUAUUGAUCCGUCUUCGAUCUCUGUGAAAGACCCGAAAUCCGGUCGUAUGUUGAACGUCAAAGAAGCGCUCGAGAAGAAGAUCAUUGAAGCUGACGGAUCUGUAUCAUACCAAGGCAGAACCUUGAACAUUGAAAAAGCAGUUGAAGCUGGUGUCAUUGUCAUCGAUGCUGAGGCGGUCGUACCUGCAAGUGGUGUUUCGAAGAACAUAAUUCACAUACCGUCUGGUGGAGGACCUGUGAUCAGUUUCCGUCCCGUUGGAACUCCUGUUGUAGAGGAAUCUGAACAAUCGUGGUCUUUCGACUCAACAAAGGGCGUUCUUAUCGACCAUAUGUCAGGAGAACGACUACCCCUCGAACGAGCCCUCUUGGCUGGAAAAAUCCAACCCGAGGAUCUUGCUGUUAGAGAUGCUCUCACUGGCCGUGAAAUGUCGUUCACUGAAGCCGAAAAGUGGGGUAUCAUCGACAAAAGAGGUUACUAUCUUGACAAAAUCGAUAACAAGCGUCUGUCAUUCACCGAAGCUGCACAACAACAUCGGAUUUAUCCUACGGGAGGUGUUCUCGACAACGCUGUGGACAACACACUGGCCCGCGCACUCAGCCUGGGUUGGUACAAUGCCAAUGACGGAAUGUUCACACAUCCUGAUACUCAUCGUCAGAUGACUCUCAAGGAAGCCAUUAUCAAGGGAUUGUUCAACCCAUAUGAUACUUCCGUAGUGGACAAGAAGAACAACAAGAAGAUAUCUUUGUUGGAAGCAAUUCAAGAAGGCAUUGUUGACGACACAGCUGGAACCGUAUUGGACACCCAGACUCAAAAGAAACACGACUUGAACUCUGCUCUCCAAAUGGGUAUACUGGAGGGAAAGAGCUUCGGCGACUCCCUUGAAUCUGGACUGUUUUCUGGCCGUCUCGAUCUUGCCACUGGAAGUUACACACAACCCAGUGGUGCUUCAGUACCCCUUCACGAAGCACUCAAGAAGAAUUUGGUGGACCAAAGCUCUAUCGUUGUCCGAGAUCCUGCUAGUGGAACUGAAUACUCUUAUCAUGAGGCCGUUUCCCGUCGUAUUGUUGAUCCAGAGCGAGGGCUCAUCCACAACCAGCAGACGAAUGAAGCAACAAGCUUCCCUCAGGCCCUCACUACCGGAUUGAUUGCUGGAGCUGGCUCUACAUCCCGCCCAUCUCACACUGCUCACAAAAUCGUCGAACAAAAGCUGCAGCUGACACCUUUUGCACCUCAGCAAGUCGUACAACGCCGUAAUGGCGAUGAUCGCCACGAAUACGUAGAUCUUGGUGGAGGAAAGCAAGUUAUGGUAAAGGUGGUUCGAGGAGAAGGCGGCGUCGAAAAAGGAGAAUAUGUCGACCCCUCAACUGGAAUGAAAUUCACAAUCCAGAUGCACGGUGUCUGCAAUCCGACCAACAAUGAGAGAAUUCCCAUCAAGAGAGCGAUCGAGAUGGGUAUCAUAGAUGCACGAACUGGAGAAGUUCGUGAUCCCCACACUCGCAAACGCCUUACGUGGUUGGACAUAAUAAAAUCUGUGUACCAAGCCAUUACCAGUGAUGGAGUGUUUGAUCCUACCAAGGGUCAACGAGUCCCAGUGACACACGCCCUCAACGAAGGUCUGAUAGAUUCGAAGACCGGAAAGUACCACAAUCCUAUCACGGAAGAAUAUAUUGAAUUGAAAGACGCUGUAGAUCGUGGCCUCAUAGACAGUGGUACAUACGACGCUUUGACUAAGCCAUUCUUGGAGGACUACCGAACGAGGCAACUUUCCCGCCACAGUAUUGUUCCUAUCGCCAAAGCUGUGGAGGAUGGAAGAAUCCCCAGAGAAAUUGGAGAGAAACUUCGGCAAAUCGACAAACUGAACUUUGCUGAAGCUCUUGGAAAAGGACUCAUCGACGUGACCUCCAACAUCUUCACAGAUCAAGAUACUGGUCGCCAAAUGACGAUUGCCCAGGCCAUUGAGCAGGGAUACAUCGACACAGGCAACGUGGAAGCUAUGGAAGGAUCAGACGAGAAGAAUCUGAGCAACAUCAUCAAUUCGGAAGAAUUCGAUGAAAAUUCUGGUCGUAUCCGAGACAAGCGGACCAGUCUACACCUCACAUUCAAAGAUGCUGUUGAGCGUGAUGUAAUCGAUGGCGACUCCUUGCUUCAUGACUUGGAAAGCAACGUGGAAGCUAUGGAAGGAUCAGACGAGAAGAAUCUAAGCAAUAUCAUUAAUUCGGAAGAAUUCGAUGAAAACUCUGGUCGCAUCCGAGACAAGCGGACCAGUCUACACCUCACAUUCAAAGAUGCUGUUGAGCGUGAUGUAAUCGAUGGCGACUCCUUGCUUCAUGACUUGGAAAGUGGUCAAACGCUAACCUUAAGGGAGGCUCUUGUGCGACGAAAGAUUGAUAGUGAUGGCAAAUAUAUCGCUGGGAACCUGAAGAUGACGUUGAGAGAUGCAGUGAAAGGAGGUUACAAGUUCAAGAUCGAAAAUUAUGGCGGCGAUAGCCGAGGCAGCAGAACAAGCGUGCCUAAAUUCCGGGAAGAGACGAUAGUGCGUUUGACGCCCCAGAAAGCGGAGCCUUCCCUCACAGUAAGGAUGCGACACUCUCAGACGAAUAUUGGAGAUCGUGCACGAAGUCUCAUCGAUGACCCAUCGACUCUGGCGGAUUUGCAGCACGAAUUUCUAGCGAACCUGGAAGCGAACCGUUUCGACACCGAUGAGAAAAUUAUCACGAAUCCUUCUGGUGGUCAGAGGCUGUCCGUGCGGGAAGCUGCAGAGACCGGCCUUCUUGACGUCCUCACUGGUGAGAUAGUCGUGCCUGAUACGGGUCGCAGAUAUUCCAUCCCCAAGGCCGUUCACUUGAAUUACGUACAAGGCGAUGCUGCGAAACGUCUUGAUGGAGUCAUUGAAUAUGUCCAUCGAGGAACUAAAUCUUGCCCAGCAACAGAGAGUGUGGCACGAGAAGCGACGAUACGACAAAACGAGUUGUCGGACAUCAUUUCGGAAUUGGCUAGAUUCCAAGAAACCAUUUAUUCACAGCAUCUCAGUUUUGAUCUUUGUCCAGAAACAGCAGCAAACGCCCAUAAUGAUGUGCAGGUGUGUUCCGAAGUGUCAGCAAAAACCUGUUAUUUCUGGUGUUGGUUCCGUGUUGUUAUGCCAACAGUUGAUGUACAACACCCUGCAGUUAUGGCGCUUACGAGAAUAUCAAAGAAUGCACUGGAUAAUUGGCGAAGAGAAGUUAAAGAGAAAUUGGAGGCAGUUGACACGUUGUGCUUCGAAGAGGCCGAUUCAAUCUCUCCCGAACAACUUGCCCAUCUUCGCGAAAGGCGAAAUCAGUUGACCAUCGAUUAUGACAAUGUCGUUCGCGAAGUGGAAAAUCUUCAUGGAAGCCUCGCAAUCCUAUUAUUUCGGGUUGAUCCUUAUCUCAGCGACGCGCAUACUAUUGUUAUAAUUCCAAUCAGCGUAUGGUCCGCAGUGCAGUUCGCAUUUUGUUGUCGUGCAUCGAUUCCUGAACUUCAACUUUCUCAGCUGAACGUCUGCUCUCUGCUGAUUGAAUUCUCCUCAAGAGAACUUCUCUGGCAAUCGUGGAUGACCCAUCAGACUCGAGUUAUUGGGUCGAUUCGUGAGAGAUCUGCUGAACCGCUGCAUCUGAACGAGGCCCGUCAAGAUGCUAGACGUUUGCUGGAUGAGAUUACCCAGGAAGAAAGCCGUCUAAAGGCUAUUGGUGCUGUGUUGGCAAAGAUUGAGCAAGAGGUCGACGCUUUGUAUGACUCUGCGCCAGUAGCGAUCAAUCGUGGAAUUCACUCUACCGAAAUUCGCAACACUUUCAACAGGGUUGAUGACGAUUUCUCGGCUCUUCAAAAGCAGUGCUCCGAAUUGAUACAGUUUCAGAACAGAAUCGCAGGACUUGGAAGCGAACAUGCAGAGAAUUUGCGACGAGUUGACGACUGGUUUUCAAAAAUUGAAAAGGAUCUCGAUCAAGUUGAACGUGGAUCCGACGUGGACGUUGAGCAGAAACUUGUCAUGUUGGAAGGGCUCAAUCAACAGGUGGUUGAUGGGAACGUGCACAUUGAUCACGCUGAUCAGGCGUCUCGACGUCUCCUGAACGCACUCGAUGGUUUGAGCGCUCAUCCUGAUGCGUCUAGAAGACAUGAAGCGGAAUCUGAAGAUCGGCGAAAACGGCAUUCACAACUAGUGGAACGCUUGCAACAGGCGUUCAAUCAAGCAACCGCUCAAAAAGCGGCCAACGAAGGUGUACGAGAUGCUGUGCACGAUUUGUGUUCCUGGAUAGAUGACUUUGAAAACCGUUCAUGCACGAAUCGAGAUAUUCCUCUGAUUGAAGAGGAUCUCAAUCAACUGAAACGCGAGGAGCAGAUGUUAAGAAUGGACCUGGACAGCCGGCUGUCGCUCACCAACGAUCUCGAGAAUGAUCUCAAGAAGCUGGCUGGCGCUGGAUCACCAGGAUGGGUAGAGGAUACUGAACAGAAACUAAGAAACGCCGUUUCCCGUCUGCAGAAAAAUAGCACAGAACUUAGGGGAUUCCGUGACAAUGUGAAUGACGCCCUCGAAGGAGUUAUAGCUUUGGAGGCAUUCGGAAUAGCCCUGGACCGUUCCUGUGACGCAACUUCAGCAACUUUGCGGACGAUGAGCGCCCGAGAUGAUCAAGGGCUCAAUGAAAUCGCUUCCGAACUCGAAGCUCUAGACUCCCAGUUGACGGAUAUGAUGAGAACUGCUGAGACCAUUAAGAAAAUACCGAAUGUAACGGAAACCCAAUUGGUGGAUCGCGUGAUACGAAAUGCUGAUGAGAAAUUGCAUAAUCUGAACAAGGAAUUGAACUCUAAGUACUCGACACAGGAAGAAGUUGGUCGUUUAGAAAACGACUUUGAGGAUGCGAAACAGAGAAUGGCCGACUGGAUCAGUCAGUUCGAUGCCGAGCUGUUGGAGCUGAAACCUGUUUCGAUUGACCACGAAAAGCUCACUGAGCAACGAGGAGAUCAGCUUGCUCUACUUGACAAGCAUAAAGAAGGUUAG